UCUCGUCGCAAGAGACAGAUGGGAACGCAUAUCAGAUUAUCUGUCGUUUUUAGCGUUCAAGUUCAGCCUUCCACCUUCAAUCCCAUUAUCGUCUUCACUUCACCAAACUCACCCACUCAUUUCUCCAUUCUCCCCUCCGCAAUCCACUUCCCUUCUACGUUCUCCAGGUCUUUCUCUCUCUGUACCUUAUAGUUUUUUAGCGCCAAACAGAUAUGGCAGAAGGUGGGAGUGGAUCCCCGAAGCGUACAGUGACUCCAUAUGAUGAAGCAAUGGAUGCUUUAUCGUCUUUGAUAACGAAACGCAGUCGUGCUGAUAAGAGCAACAAGGGGGAUCGCUUCGAUUUGCUUUUUGAUUAUUUAAAGAUGCUGAACCUUGACCAGGCUAUCUCAGAAAUGAAGAUCAUACAUGUGGCAGGCACCAAAGGAAAGGGAUCUACGUGCACCUUCACAGAAUCUAUACUUCGUAAUUGUGGCUUCCACACAGGACUUUUCACAUCUCCUCACCUCAUUGAUGUUCGUGAAAGGUUUCGUUUGGAUGGUGAGGACAUUUGUGAAGAAAAAUUUUUGGCAUACUUCUGGUGGUGUUAUGAUAGACUUAAGGAAAAAACUACUGAAGAUAUACCAAUGCCCACUUACUUCCGCUUUCUUGCGUUGCUUGCCUUCAAGAUAUUUGCAGCAGAGCAGGUAGAUGUUGCUAUUUUGGAGGUUGGGUUAGGUGGAACGUUUGAUGCAACAAAUGUGGUUCAAACGCCUGUAGUGUGUGGUAUCUCCUCCCUUGGAUAUGAUCACAUGGAGAUUCUUGGAAAUACUCUUGGAGAAAUUGCUGGGGAGAAGGCUGGCAUCUUUAAGCAUGGGGUUCCAGCAUUCACGGUGCCUCAACCUGAUGAAGCAAUGUGUGUGCUUGAAGAGAAGGCUUCUAAGCGAGAUGUACCUCUUCAAGUGGCACAACCAUUAGAUUCCAACUUGCUGAAUGGCCUAAAACUUGGUCUUGAAGGUGAGCACCAGUAUGUAAAUGCUGGUCUUGCCAUUGCACUAUCUUUUAAAUGGCUUCAAAGGACUGGUCACCUUGAAAUCUCCUACUUGGAGCAAACUAGCUCACUACCUGAGCAGUUUAUUAAGGGGCUAACAACAGCCUGUUUGCAAGGACGAGCUCAAAUUGUUCCUGAUCGUUAUAUCAACACUGAAAGCAAUGGACUUGUGUUUUAUUUGGAUGGAGCCCAUAGUCCAGAAAGCAUGGAAGUAUGUGCAAGAUGGUUUUCUCUCACAAUUAAAGAUGACAACGAGCAAAACACCUUGAAUUGUCCAUCACAGAACAAUUAUCAAUCCAUGCAUGAAUGUGUUGACAAGUACCAUGAUAGAAGAUCUGGUAAAAAUUUCAUGCAGAUAUUGUUGUUCAAUUGUAUGGCAGUGCGGGAUCCUCAGCUGCUUCUUCCACGUCUGAUGAAAACAUGUGCUAGUCAUGGUGUCUACUUCAAGAAGGCGUUAUUUGUGCCCAAUGUAUCAGUGUAUUACAAGGUUGGAUCUCAUGCGUUACCCCCAACAGAUCCUCACGUUGAUUUGUUGUGGCAAUUCGCUCUGCAAAGAUUAUGGGAAAACCUUGUUCAGGGUGAUAAAGGAAGGGAGGCCAAUGAUACAGAUGCUGUUUUUGAAGAAGUUAAAGAUGAUACAGGAUCUAGUGUUAGGACUUGUGCAAACAGUGCAGUCUUUCCUUCUCUACCUUUGGCUAUUAAAUGGCUUAGGGACAGCGUCUAUCAGAAUCGAUCUGCUCGCGUUCAGGUCCUUGUUACUGGCUCAUUACAUCUUGUGGGUGAUGUGCUGAGAUUGGUCAAAUAGUGUGACAUGGGGUGUCCAGUUGCAUGUUCUCCUGCUUGAGAUAUGUGCUGGUAUAGAUGGCAAGCUGGUUUAAAGAUUGGGAUCAUUUUCCAAGUGAGUUCUUUGGUAGUCCCCCCCAGUAUGAUUUGUUGUUGAAGCUAUUGACCGUUCGUGUAAGUGAAUUUUGACAAUGAAUUGGCAGAAAUUUCAAUAUUUUAUUUGUAAUGAGGCCACUGGGGAGACAUGAACACUUCUUGUAAAGAACUACAGAUUACUUCAAAAGGAGAAAUUCCUUUUCUUUCCUUUACGAAAAAUCAUGUAACAAACUCAUUGUUUAAUUUAUAAUAAAUUAGUUCCUUGGAAUGUA
This is a messenger RNA of Hevea brasiliensis (rubber tree), 2178 nucleotides long. RefSeq names its product folylpolyglutamate synthase. Lineage: Eukaryota; Viridiplantae; Streptophyta; Magnoliopsida; Malpighiales; Euphorbiaceae. The transcript has 16 exons. Gene Ontology annotation, molecular function: tetrahydrofolylpolyglutamate synthase activity; ATP binding. Gene Ontology annotation, biological process: tetrahydrofolylpolyglutamate biosynthetic process. The coding region runs from base 213 to 1832 and encodes 539 amino acids. Gene Ontology annotation, cellular component: mitochondrion; cytosol; cytoplasm. The record is from RefSeq and is a predicted model, not a curated record.